This is a messenger RNA of Marchantia polymorpha subsp. ruderalis, 999 nucleotides long. The record is from the annotation of a GenBank genome assembly. Lineage: Eukaryota; Viridiplantae; Streptophyta; Marchantiopsida; Marchantiales; Marchantiaceae.
CCGCAGUCUAAACGAGGCUAAAAGUUGAAAGGAAGACGCAGGCGCGGCAAACGCACGCCAGCGUCUUGCAUGGCGGGUACACGAUAAAUUAAGCCGCGUGUUCGUUAGAGUCUCAGUCGCUGCGAUUCAAUGGUUUGCAAUUUCCACGUGAUGCAUUCGUUUGCACCCGAAGGUUGGUGAUGAGCAUUGACGCAUUGAGGUCAAUCUGUCGAAUGGUGAAUCGAGGAGAUUGCAGGAGGACCAAGGGCUUUCAAAGCGAGAAGGUCCCGACUGCUCAUCGGAGUGAUUGAAAAGAGUCAAGAUUGACUAAAAAGAAGCAGAAGGAGACCCGAACCGGAAUAGUGGUCCCAAAAUGCAGCGCAGGAAGUUUGCGAAGUAUGGCACCAAACCUCGAAAACUGAUUCCGGGACUUAAAGUUAUUGACGAGGAGGGAGGUAUACAAGAGUCCGGAACUCCAUACAAGACUUCCAGGUAUUCUGAGCUCGUCCAGUGUGGCAGUCUGGAAGAAUGUGGUCGGCAGAAUCUGAGGAAGGGCGUGGUCGCAUGGGUUGUGUUCGGAGUAUUUGCGGUACCCGCCUUGUUACUUCUGACCCCAUUCUUAGUACUACUGGGCCUUAUUUGGGGGGCUAUAGUUACAGUCCUUGUGGUUUGGGGAUCUUUCAUGUACAUAUUCUUCCGGCUGCUUCUGCAUCUAGUGAAAAAAUUCCCAGCCACUGAGAAGUGACAACCAUGAAACUUCUCAUCUGUGAAUUCUUGCUGCUGUAAAUUCUGGAGUUGAUGUACAAGAAGCUUGCCGUGCCAAGUUGAAUCAGAGCGAAUUGAGUACGAAAAUGUUUCUGCCAAGUUCAUGCAUCCAUUGGCCUGUCUUCUUGACUUUUAUCCCCACUUCAUGCAGCUGAUUAGAUUUACAUGAGAGUCGACAAGAAAACACGAUGAAAUCUGUAUAAGAGACGCAUGAUUUGAAGUACAAUAUAUCAUUACGAGCUUUGCAACUUCCAA